Messenger RNA from Candidozyma haemuli, 2490 nucleotides. RefSeq lists its product as uncharacterized. The transcript has a single exon. The coding region runs from base 1 to 2490 and encodes 829 amino acids. The record is from RefSeq and is a predicted model, not a curated record. NCBI's taxonomy places the organism in Eukaryota, Fungi, Ascomycota, Pichiomycetes, Serinales, Metschnikowiaceae.
AUGCCAAUGCCACAGUUUCACAGCGCUAACAACUUGCCAAUUAUCAACAACCUACUCAGAGGACUCGGCUACCAGUUCUCCAACAAAUGGUAUGAUGAACCCCAAGGAUGCUUCCCAGGAUGGAACAAGCCUCUCUUCAAGCAAUUGAGGGCACAAGAGGAUGGACCACUGGAUGGGUACACCUUGGCUGACUUCCCUUGGUACAUGCAAUUGACCACUGAGGAACCCAGUAACCAAGUUACUGAAUCAUACUUACCAGGAGACUUUUACUGUUUCCAAAAAGCAUUGAAGGGAGGGCCUCGUAGAACUUACUUACCCACAGACUUCUACAAGUAUAAGGAAAUGGUUAAGGAAGAGCCUCAGACUUACCUUCCAGGAGCCUUUUACAAGUAUAAGGAGUUGACUAACCAGAAGAAGCAGCCAGAGUACUUGCCUGGCGACUUUUUCGAUUUAUGGAAGCCAGCUAAAAACGAAAAAGUGUUUUUGCCAGGCGAUUUCCAUUUCUAUAGGGUUCUUUGUAAGGAAGAGACCUCCAGUUUCCUUCCAGGCGACUUUUUUAAGUACGACAAGGUGAAGACCAAGUCUUUGUCGUAUUUGCCUGGAAGUUUUUAUUUCUAUGGGCAGCUUCAGAAGGCUGAUCCGUGGAAGGUUUAUUGUCCAGCCCAUUUUGAGGAUUUCUUUACCAUUUGGGUGGAAGAGGAGGAAAAGAAGGAGGAGGCAGAAGAAGAGGUGUAUUUGCCUGGCGACUUUGAAGGUUUAUAUGCCCUUUGGGGGCAGUCUGAGGAAGAGGAGAAGAAGGAAGGUGAAGGUGUCCUUGGAGUCUGGGGAGAGUUCUACGAGGGAAGAGGUAGAGUAGAAGAAGUAGUAGUAGAGGAGGAAGUAGACGGUACUGGUUUCGGUAUCUGGGGAGACUACUAUGAAGGGGAGGAAGAAGAGGAGGUCUACUUACCUGGAGACUUCGAAGGAUUCUAUGAUAUCUGGGGAGAAGAAGAGAAUGAAGAAGCCUACUUGCCAGGUGAUUUCCAGGACUUCUAUGAACUUUGGGGUGAAGGUGAAGAGGAAGAAGAAGUCAAUGAGGAAGUCAAUGAGGAAGCUUUCUUGCCUGGAGACUUUGAAGGCUUUUACGAUAUCUGGGGAGAAGAGGAAGAAGAAGGUAACAGUGAAGCCUAUUUACCUGGAGACUUCGAGGGCUUCUUUGGUGUUUGGGGAGAAGAAGAGGAAGAAGUCAAUGAAGAAGUGUUUUUGCCUGGUGACUUCGAAGGCUUUUUUAAUAUCUGGGAAGAUGCUGAAGUCAAUGAAGAAGCCUAUUUACCAGGAGACUUUGAAGGUUUCUUUGGUACUUGGAGAGAAGAGAAAGAGAAUGAAGAAGAAGAAGAAGAAGAAGAAGAAGAAGCUUACUUGCCUGGUGACUUUGAAGGUUUCUUCGGUUCCUGGAGAGAGGAAGAGAAUGAAGAAGAAGUAUAUUUGCCAGGUGAUUUUGAAGGGUUCUAUUCCAUUUGGGGAGACACUGAAGCAGUUGAUGAAGAGGUCUACUUACCAGGUGACUUUGAGGACUUCUACAAUAUCUGGGGAGAAGAGGAAACCAACGAGGAAGUCUAUUUACCUGGAGAUUUCGAAGACUUCUAUUCCAUUUGGGGAGAAGAAGCAAGUGAAGAAGUCAAAGAAGAAGCAAGCGAGGUUGAAGAGAAUGAAGAAGCCUUCUUGCCUGGCGACUUUGAAGGGUUUUACUCCAUCUGGGGAGACUCAGUCAAUGAAGAGGAAGCCAAUGAAGUUAAUCAAGAAACCGAAACCUUCUUGCCAGGCGACUUCUCUGGGUUCUACGAAGACUGGACCGAAACCAGCAAGGAACCUCAGCACUCUUCCAAGAAGCCCUCUCCAACCUUCUUACCCAAGGACUUCUUCUUCUGGCAAAACGUCCAAAAAGAAGACUCCCACGAACCACAGUUCCCCAACAAGUUCCAUUUCUGGGACAAUAUCACCAGAGAAACAGAGGCUGCUGCUUAUACUCCUCUGGACUUCUACUUCUGGAAGGAACUGGUGAGAGAGUCUUGCCUGGAGACUUUCUACCCAAAGGACUUCUUCUUCUGGGAAGGUUUAUUGAAGGAGAAGAACCAGGACUACUUGCCCAAGGACUUCCUCUUCUGGCAACAGUCAGUUAAGGAAGAAAAGGUUUCCUACUUGCCCAAGGACUUCUUCUUCUGGGAACAGCUGCUUAAGGAAAAGACCUCCUCCUUCUGGCCUUCAGACUUUGCUGGCUGUUUCAGCAACGACGCAACCAUCCAGGUUUAUGCUGUUCGGUCGUCCAAGAAGGUGGAGGAAGCAGAAGAUGAACAGCCCAAGCCAUACACUUUCCAGUUGAUUAUCCACGAUACGAACUCAGACUCGUCGAGUGACUCCAAUGAAGAAUUGAGCUUCUUUGAGAAGUGGGGGUUCCAUGAAUCGGACGUGAGUGACACUGAACUCAAUGAGUAUCUUGAUAAGGUGGACUGA